CUCCUACAUCCGGUAGGAAACCGCUAUGUCUGUAAAAACAUCCCGAGAAGGAAUCUGCCACACGCAACCAGACAGCUGUUCCUGAAAAGUUGCUUAUUUUCUAGGUUUGAAUCCUCUCCGAAAAACUGAAAACCAAAAUGAGAGGACGGACGUAACCGGGACUACUGCUGCCUCCUCAGCCGGCUGAAGGACGGAGCGGGACGGCCAGCCUCCCAUGGAUAGGCCCGGCAGGCUGCUGCUGCUCUCCGAACUCUGCGUCAGGAACGUAGCCUAUGAUGUGGCCAUGAGUCGGUUUCUGCUGACAUGGAAGAGACGGGUCUCCAGUCCGAUGUACCGCCCAUUCAGACCCAGCCUAAGUCACAGUGUGCCAGUGUCAGAGAUCAUCUCAGUCAGAGAGGAAGAUGAGGAGAGUGGCAGCAGACGGAAAGAUGACGGCAGCUGGAAGAAGAUCAAAGAUGGAGAUGGAACAGACUGCAGGAAGUCCUUCACAGUGUCUUACGUGGAGAGGUGUCGGCAGCACCGCUGGCGGUGUGCCGAGGUUACCUUCAUGUGUACAGAGGGGGCACUCUGUCAGACCUGGGUCAGCAGCAUCAGAGAGCAGCUAGCCAGCAUCUCCAGCAGACCCAGAAGCCUGCUGGUCUACAUCAACCCAUAUGGUGGGAAGCGUCAGGCCAAAAACAUCUUUGAACAGAAGGUGGAGCCACUGUUCGCUCAGGCUGGGAUCUCUACUCAUGUUAUUGUCACAGACUAUGCCAAUCAUGCGAGGGAUCACUUGAGGACAGAUGCUGAGAUCAACAAGUUUGACGGUGUAGUCUGUGUGGGAGGAGAUGGCAUGUUCAGUGAGAUCAUCCACGGUCUGGUAUGGAGGACACAGAUUGACUGCGGUGUAGAUCCCAACUGUCCUGAUGAAACGCUGUCUCCCUGCUCGCUCCGCAUCGGGAUCAUCCCUGCAGGUUCAACAGACUGUAUCUGCUUUGCCACAGUUGGAACCAAUGACCCAAUCACGUCUGCACUGCACAUUAUAGUGGGAGACUCUCAGCCAAUGGAUGUGUGCUCGGUUCACCACAACAACAUGUUCCUGCGAUACUCCGUCUCUCUGCUGGGAUAUGGUUUCUAUGGCGACGUACUUACUGACAGUGAGAGGAAAAGAUGGAUGGGCCCAGCCAGAUAUGACAUAUCAGGUGUGAAGAUGUUCCUGACUCACCAUUACUAUGAGGGCACAGUGUCCUACCUGCCAGCCAGAGGUAUCAUUGGAACCCCACGAGAUGAUGGCAGAUGUCUAUCUGGCUGUGCAGUUUGUCAGCACAAUGGACAGAUACAGACAGACAAAGCCGAGAAGUAUGAGACUGAUGAAGCUUCAGACUACGAGAAUGAUGGAGAGUGGAGGACGAUCCGAGGAAAGUUUUUAGCUAUUAAUGCCGCCAGCAUGAGUUGUGCUUGUCCUCGCAGCCCCAAAGGACUCUCACCUGCUGCUCACCUAGCUGACGGCACCACUGACCUCAUCCUGGUCAGAAAAUGUUCGCGCUUCAACUUCCUUAGACACCUCCUGCGACACACCAACAAAAAUGACCAGUUCGAUCUGGCCUUUGUUGAGGUCCAUCGAGUGGUGCGUUUCCACUUUACCCCUCGUUACUGUCAGAGCGACUCAGAACUGGAGCUGGACCUGCUGGAGAAUGGCAAACGGCAGAUCUUUAGCAAAAUAUGCCGAGACCACCCGGCUUGUAGCUGCGCACCCACCUACAGCAGCUGGAACUGCGAUGGUGAGAUCCUGACCCACACAGCCAUCGAUGUCAGAGUUCACUGCCAGUUAAUCAAGUUGUUUGCACGAGGGAUCGAAGAGCCUCAAGUAUUCGAGGACCUCAGCAAUCCCUGUGCAAUAUAAACCUGUCUCCCCUUUCCAUCAUGUUUUCCUCAUCAGACACUGGAGCAGUUUCCAGCUGCAGUCUUUAUGCUCUUUAAUGAUGAGUUCUGCACAGAUAUCAGCAGCACUUUGCUUACUAGGUUAGAAGGUAGAAACAAACAGGGCAUUCUGCAAAAACUUUAGAUAUCAGACAUUUAAUACUUUGGUCUACUUGUAUAACUGGGAACACAAACCAAAAGGUAUUAGCGUUGAUGUCUAAAGGAGUUCUGAAAAUAUACAGACCGUCUGGCAAGCUCCUGUCUGGGUUCUGUCAGUUGUCACCUGCAAUUUACAGAUCAAGGAUUCUUGAUAGAAAAGUUCAAAAUAGCAUUUGUGAUCCCGUACCUUCAGAACGGCCAUCAGAACUGGAGACAGAUGCUAUUUUGUCUUGAAGGCGAGACACACCCCAAUCAACUAAGUUGGAGAAUGUACUGUACAAUGAAUAAUUCAGCUGUCUUGUUGAUGAUAUAUAAUCAUAUCAAUAAGGAGGCAGUUAGUUGUGGCCUAUAAAACAUGAAAACAGCUAUUCCUGCAUGGAGGAACAGAAGCUCUAAAAAGCAUGGAUUUGAAGAGCCUGACAUACAGCUCUGUAUCCAUGCACUUGAGAUGCCUGGACCACACAGAGAAGCAUACAACCAUAGUCCUAUUUUUUUUUUUUGUGCUGAGCUGAACAGCCACACUGCUCACAGAUUUAUAGUUUUCAUUACACCUUCAGAGUAGCCGUUAAUGUGGUUUAUACACUGUCUACUUAGAAGAGGAGAAGACGAAAAGAGCCAUAAAGAAAGAAUAAAGUAAUUUAUCACCAGAAUAUCAUUGCAGCGUUUGUAUCCUUGUUGUCUUUUAACAGAUAAAUUAUCCACACUGAUGAAAACAGCAGCUCUGUCCUCCCUCUAUUUCUUUAAAACAAGCUUUUUUGUUGUUUCUUCUUCUCCUCAUGGUGGGUUGUUUCUUCCAUGAAAGAGUAAAAGCUGACACUUUGCCCUUAAGUGUCUAAGCCAGCAAGAGAUGUGUUCAACAGUAAGAAUGAAGUGGUGGAUGUCCGAACAGCAUUCCAUUCCAAUUCAUUUCCCUUCACUGGCUUCUUUUAUCUAAGCAUGCGUUUUUGCUGGACAGGCGGUUCACCUGUGAGACGAGGUGAAUUAAAAAGGAACUAGUCUUUGCCAAAUCCCAGAGCUACCUAGUGAAAAGGCCUGUGGAAUCUCACAUUCUAUUGGGCUACAGAAUUAGGUCUGGUGACUAUUAGUUAUGACUCAGCUGGAACAGAUUUUACUUGUGUUCCUGUUUUUCCUCUUCUAAAGAUAAUUUGGUAAGAACCAUUGCCCUAUUGCUCGCUGUACAGUUCGGUCCUUUUACAUCCCAUCUCAGUUAUGGUGUGUUCAAUACUAAAAGUUGCCGGUGGGGAGAAAUUCUAAAACUUGCGGUGCACAAAAUGUACAAAAACUGUGCAUUGACACGUCCCCGCACACGUAGCCUUCAUACAUUCCGAUUUGCGGUGAAUUCUGUGCAGCUGCACGUGACGCCGGAACCGCCCAGUCUAUAUAUAAGUAGUAUAAAUAAUACGUAGGCACCUACCACGUGUCCAUAUAACCAUGGCAAUGGAAGCAGUCAGUAAGGCAAGAAAGAAGAGAUUCACUGAAAAUUAAAUGCAGAACUCAGAGUUUGAGAUGAAGGCAAUAGUUCAAAUUUAUUUGGCAGUAUCUGCCGCAGUAUAAGUAAUACAUUUUAAAAUUUGAGUGGCAGAAGGUAAAAUGCCGUUAACAUGGUAGGAGCUGAAUUACGAUUCUUGGUCGGAAUAAAACUUAUUUAGCAAUUUAUUUAUUAAAUCCAAAGGACGCCGUCUAGCUUCUGCAUUGAGCUCCAUUAUAGUUUAGCUUGAAUGUUCCUCCAUAUUUCUAUUAGGAAGACUAUUACCACACAAACGAUGUGAAGUACUUUUAAAUCUUUAAAACCAUUCAGGACCUCACAUAAAAAAGCAGACAGUUAAAAACAUCACAGAAGCCAGCCAAUCGGCAUGGAGCCUGCUUAAAGUUUGUUCCCAACGCAACUAUAUUAAUUAGAAUAAUUCUAAUUAUUAUUAUAGUAUGAAUGAAUCUUCAGUUGAGGUCAACAUGUGUUUGAGACAUUUGCGCAUCACAAAUAGGUUGCACAUAUAUUAAAUGGCGAUGCCUUCUAUUCAGAAAAGAAAAUUAAUUUACAGGUGGCGUCCUUAUACCAGUCCAUAGCUCUGAUUACAUUUAGAAACUGGCAAAUUGCAAUAUAAUGUUUACCAUUUAGCCACAGUUUAAGGGUAUUUAAUAUAUCCGAGCAACAUACGAAUGAGGUCCUCCCAUAUAUGGCGGGCAUGGCCCGGCUCAGGGAUGACUGUUAAACACAUGACCUGUCAGUCAGCUCCUUCUGAAAGUGAGAACUUGAACCAGCACCGGCGACGCAUGGUUCCUCCUGGUUUCCCUCUGUAACACUGAGGCCAGCUCCGUUCAGAGCUCCAAAAUGAUUGUCCUGGGCAAUCUAAACUGGCUGAUAAGCCAUGCAUUAUCAUGUGCCAGCAGAUCAGUUUGAUCUCUGAAAAAGACUUCCUUCGGGGAUGUCCUCCAGCUGAUCCAAAGCUGCCAUCGUUCCACAAUAACACACAACUUUACGCAGCAAAUUAUGGACAUGUGUGGUUGUCUCCAGCUUGCUCACCUUAUGAAUCAUAAAACCUGACUUGUAUGGAAUUAAUCUGCUGAUCCAACAGUUUCCUUCUCAAUAAGAAUGAAAGUGCCCCUUAGAUGAUUCACAUGCAUUUUAUGCUCCUCAGACCGAUGAACAUUUCCAUCUACUGGUGACAGAAACUGAGGAAGUUUCACAGUUUACAUCCGACUGAGUUUUCUUCACAUGAUCAAAAGUAGACAGCAAAUAAUUUAAACAAUAUCAAUUAUUCUGAUAUGGCAUAACGGAUAUAGGUUUCCCUUUUCGUGUCUGUAGCAUUACUUCAAAUCUCUUUUUGUCAGUCCUCAGAUUGUGGCUUGAAUUAGUUUCUAAUCCAGUUACUCAGGAUUGAAUGAGUUGAAUAGCACACUAAUUGCGGUUUUUCCUUCCACCUUUGCACAAAAGUGAGAGUAAAAACUUGAGCAAAUUACUUUCUGCUUUAACAGCAUGUGUGCACACUUCCUGUUCAGAUCAGACAUUGUCAAAAUGAGUAUUAUUUAAUUUGUUGCAAAGGUUUUAUUUGAGCCAGUAAAAUUGGACAUUCUGAAACCAUCUGUUAGUUUGAAGAACCUCAGGAUCAUUCUCUUUUGUAAUUGUCUACAAAUCAAGGAUUUACAUACAGCAUUAGUGUUGGUAGGACUUUUGCAAACAAGAAUAUUAUUUGCGUGAGUAAAAUAAGAACCAAUAAUGUAUCGUCACAAUAUUUAGUGCAGUUGAUAGAGGUCUACUCCGAGGGAUGAAAAAAUAUUGCAGAAGAAAACUUUAAAAUAAGGAUGUGGACAGGAUGUUCAUUUGUAUAUAGAAUCAGUUCCUUGGUUCAGCUGUUUGCUGUUAGAUAAAUGCACUGUGCUAUAAAAAAUAGCAAGUAGAGCGUACUAGAAAGGUUUGUCUGGAAGUCACGAUUUGAUAUUUAAUCUUCAGCCCAAUCAGAUGAAACGACACAGCCAUAAACUAGGCUGUAAGCAUGUCGUAGCUUAGCUUUGGCCACAUCUGUAGCUGCUGCUGUGCCCAUUAGUUUUUAGGAUAUGUAAUCAAAAUGUAGCAGCCUCUCAUGUAACACAUUUUAAUAUGUUUAAGUUUUUUCUAAGAAAAUAUUGGGAUUGAUUUCCCUCUUUCUACAGAAUGAACUCUCUUCUAUGCAACUGACUGGUGCCAGUAACACUGUUCCCUAUCUCACCAGGUGUGCUGGCAUAUUGAUAAACACGUUAUGUAAGUCAAAAUAUGUGAAAAUUAAGGAGUUUGUGUAGGAGACUAGGGAUGUGUGUCACAUUUCUGAGUAACAGAACAGGAGAUCUGCUGUAUCACAUUAUUUUUGUUAUGUCACCACCUUUGUUUAUUUUCUUCCAAUAUUAGGAAUGUGAUGAGUGUCCCUUAGUGGUAAGAUGAUUAUUAUCCAAAUUAAUCAGAAAGUAAGUUUCAAGCAUAUGACAUGCGGAGGAAACUACAGUGUCUGCAGUGUGUCAAGAGAUUAGAUGAUUUUAGGGUCAUUGGUCCUAUUUGAGUUGCUCUUGUUUGUUCUGUAGCAGGGGUGUGCAUGUGCUGCAUACAUGGCCUGUGAGAGCCGUGGGGCUCAUGUGAUAGAAUGUGUUGACAUUUACAAAUACAAAAAUAAAAAUCUGUGAAAACCGGA
This is a messenger RNA of Girardinichthys multiradiatus, 6215 nucleotides long. RefSeq names its product ceramide kinase-like. Bases 215 to 1882 code for a protein of 555 amino acids. NCBI's taxonomy places the organism in Eukaryota, Metazoa, Chordata, Actinopteri, Cyprinodontiformes, Goodeidae. The record is from RefSeq and is a predicted model, not a curated record. Gene Ontology annotation, molecular function: kinase activity. The transcript is spliced from 13 exons.